Molecule: messenger RNA, 2437 nt
Organism: Nymphaea colorata (pocket water lily)
Lineage: Eukaryota; Viridiplantae; Streptophyta; Magnoliopsida; Nymphaeales; Nymphaeaceae
Exons: 11
Coding region: 705-2210 (501 amino acids)
Source: RefSeq, a predicted model, not a curated record
GAAUCGCUUUCAGGCCGCUAGCUUUCACGGGUAGAACCGUAAUCCAACUUCCGAACUUGUGGCUUGACCUUCCCGACCUCCAUUUUUAGCGGGAAACGUGUGAUUUGUGAAUAAUCAGGUCUCUGUAAAUUGGCUGUCGUCGAUCUUGGAGGGUGGCGAUUCUUUGCUUUGAUCAAGAGCGGGCGAGCUUUUGAUGUCGCAUUUGAUGUCAGGGCUAGGGUUUCGUUUGAUUUAAUUGAAGCCAGCGUGGUGGAUAUCUAGAUUUGAUGUAUGGGAUUACUGCGAAAUUGGUGCUCUGGAAUUGAAGAUUUCCGCUAGGGCAGCGGCAGGAUCCGAUUGCGUCGAGUCGGUGCAUGGAAUAACGACGCCUUGAGCGGAAUUGAUGGAGCCCAUGAUUCCUCGUUCUUGGUUGACGUCUUGCUCUGAAUUCUUCCAGGUUAAAGUCGGAUGGGCUACUAGGAUCUUGAAUUCACCAGUGGUCGACCAAAACUGAUCUUCCCUCAGCUGUCGCGGAAUUUGUUCUUGGCGAUUCAAUUCUUUGUUCCUGGUUCUUCGUUGACGCCUUGCGCUGAAUCAUUCCAGGAUAAGGUUGGAUGGGCUACUAGGAUAUUGAAUUCACCAGUGGUCGACCAAAACUGAUCUUCCAUCAGCUGUCGCAGAAUUUGUUCUUAGCGAUUCAAUUCUUUGUAUCUUCUCACUGGAAAAUGGAAGGCACAACUUCUAGCGAGCACCGCUCAUCUAUGGGUUCUCAUGUCUACAAUGACACGGUGGGAAACCAAGGGUUCAUCCCUCAGUUAUUUGCUUCUGUUCCAUCCAUCAGCGAUGCUUCUAUGUAUCUUGCACAAACAAGUUCAUAUUUAAGCAGUUGUUUCUGCAAUUUUGGUGAUGAUGGCUUGCCGAUUGAUGAUUGGGGUGAACAAGAACUGCUGCCACUAUCCCCUAUAGAGGAGAGAACAAACCUUUCUGCUGAUCUUGAGUCUACAACUGUCAGUUGUUCUACUUCUGAGCCUUCAUUUGGAUCUAGCCGUACUGUUUCCCUAUUCAAUGGAAGAGGGAGGGCACACACUGGAGCAUCUUUUGGCAAUACAACCGCAGCUGUUGAUACAUCUCGUAGUUCUGGGUCUUCCAUGUUUCAAAGUUUAGUUUCACGGGUGCAAAAGACUCUACGUGGAUCUUCUGAUGAUAUAGGUUGGUUGCAGCGAGAACCUGGAUUCCCACCAGUUGAAGAUGGUACAGGGAGAUUCAUGGAGUUACUUGAGGGUAUAAGAAAAGGAGAACACAAGCUACCGGACACUAUGGUCUAUUUGCUUAUUCCAGGUCUUUUUAGCAACCAUGGUCCCCUUUAUUUUGUUAACACCAAAGUUUCCUUUUCAAAGAUGGGACUUGCUUGUCAUAUUGCAAAGAUCCAUAGUGAGGCUUCGGUUGAGAAAAAUGCCAGAGAAAUAAAAUCAUACAUUGAGGAAAUUUAUUGGGGAUCCAAGAAGCGUGUUCUGCUCCUUGGACAUAGCAAAGGUGGAGUGGAUGCUGCGGCUGCAUUGUCUUUAUACUGGUCUGAUUUAAAGGACAAAGUUGCCGGUCUUGCUUUAGCACAGAGCCCAUACGGUGGCAGCCCAGUUGCUUCAGAUAUAUUGAGAGAAGGCCAGUUGGCAGAUGCUGAAGCACGGAAACUUAUGGAGCUAUUGAUUUGCAAAGUCAUCAAGGGCGAUAUGCGGGCAUUAGAGGACUUAACCUAUGAGAAGAGAAGAGAAUUUCUGAGGAAGCACAAAUUGCCCGAAGACCUGCCUGUCGUUUCAUUCCAUACAGAAGCUAGUAUUUCUCCGAGCGUCCUUGCUACAUUGUCACAUAUCGCCCAUGCAGAACUUCCUCGCUUUUCCUUGCCUGUUUUUAGGGCAGAAGCACCGGCUAAUGGUGAGUACACAAAGGUGCCUGUUAUCUUGCCUCUUGCUGCUGCAAUGGCUGCUUGUGCGCUGCUACUUCAGAUCCGGUAUGGCGAGAAGAGUGAUGGACUUGUGGCACGGAAGGAUGCAGAGGUUCCAGGUUCAGUUGUCGUCCGACCUGGGAAGAAAAUGGACCAUGGUUGGAUGGUCUACUCUCCCUUGAAGGAUGAUUCCAAUGAAGCUAGCGCGUCUCAGGUGUGUGAAGCAUUGCUUGCGUUGCUUGUUGAAGUUGGACAAAAAAGAAGGCAUGAAUCUGCAGCUAAAGAUGAUUGAAUACAAUGCCUAUAAUGCUGUGGCCCAUUUUUUUCUCGUGCAGCUAUAAAUAGCAGUAAAUAAUUCAAAUGGCAGUUAAGUGCAAGCCUUCUGCCCUUCUGUUUUUUUUCUUUUUCCUUUUGUUUUUAAUUCAUCCCUGUAUGGGGAAGAACACCUUUAUAGUCACCUUGUAGCUAUUAGCAAAAUCCGCCGUCUCUUGCAUAAUAAGCAUUCAAAAUUGGUCUUCA